CUGUUUCAUUAACGCUCUCUCAAAUGGCGGUGCUGCUUCCUCCAUUGUGGCCUAGAUACUGAAGCCGAAAUUGUGCUUGAUCUUCGACAGUUCAGGAAAAUCUCGAAAUCACGGUUCGGUUUGUGGAUAUUUUGAGUACAUUGUUGAGCCAGAUUUCGAGAGAAGAAUCGUCUCGAUUUCGUUCGUUGAAAAUCUGUACAUGACUAGGUCUUCAAGCCGGAAUUAGGAAUUUGAGAUGGAUCUGGAAAUCAGAAGAUUCGAUUCCGUCGGGCUCUCCAAAUCGUUUCCGAUAUCUGCAAACCCUAAUUUUUCCGUCGAAGAGACACCUGAAAAGUACGGCCAUCUCCAAAUCAUCAGCGAGUCCACAAAAGAACCUGUUGUUACUAAGAAGAAACCAGGACUAGUAGAAUUAGUAUUGCGAGACGACAAACAGCAGCUCGUCGCGGAGUCAAAGCUUAUUGACUUAACAAUCGACCAGAGCAUUGUGCCAAAGCUGCUUGUUCUCUGCUGCGCUUUCGACUCCGUGGAGUGUGCCGCGUCAAUCCUCCACGGCGAGCUAGGAGAGGUACCGUUACUGAACUCGACAGACGAGCAAGGCAAGUCGCCCCUGCACGCUGCCGCAGAGCAGCACUCAGCGCGGUGCGUGGAGCUUCUGCUCCGAAAGCGCGCCCGUACUGACCUCAGGACCAAAGAUGGACGCGCACAGCUCCCUCUGGAGCUGUCCUUGUCUAGCUGGAGGAUGGAGGUGAUUUGGAAUCCGGACGAACACUCCAUUGAAGACUUGAUCGUUGUGCUUGGACAAAAGGAUAUGACGGCGAUAAAGCUUCUAACUGCGAAAACAAAAGCAAUUGAUGACGUGGCGUAUGCGUGCGCCAUGGGUGGCCGAAUAGUAGCUUUAGCUGCUCUCUUGAUGGUAGCGGCGAAGGAAGUCAAUGAGUCCAUUUUAGUGUUACACGAUGCCGAGUCGGGUUCGAAAGAGGAGACCACUGUUUACGAGUGCGUGAUCAGGGAGGCCUUGGCCUUGGGCUGCACAGCAACGUCGUCUUCGGUAUCAUCUCUCAAACGGAACUGUGGCCGGACCAAGUACGAGACUGCCGAGAAGAGGAAGGUUUUACUCUGUGAGAUGGAGUUGCUUCAGCUGUUCGGCGCUGUUGCCCGUGGCGGGUUAACUGACAAGAGAGUCGCGUCAUCGUUAAUCCUUGCAGUCCAGGCCGGAGAUGGGGAUAUCGUGGAGCUGCUUCUGAAGACGAGUAUAGAUAUUAAUGAUGCUGAUGCUGAAGGAAACUCCGCUCUUCACUGGUGUCUUAAGUCAUCGAAGGCAUCAUGCUCGCCACAGAAAAGAAACCUAUGGCUCCUUCUGAAGCAUGGUGCUCGUGUGAGCCAGAAAAACAAACUGGGCUUAACUGCACUUCACAUUGCUGCUGAAAAUGGCAAUACAGAGGCACUUCAGAUCCUUCUGUUGGAAGAGCCAGAUUGUAUCAACUAUAAAUCAGAAAUGAAAGAAACCCCACUUUUUUAUGCAGUAAAGAAUGACCAUCUAGUUUGCACUGAGCUUCUUCUACUAUGGGGAGCAGAGCGUGAGGUCUUCAAUCUGCGUAGACAGAGACCAAUAGACCUGGCAGUCUCUCAAGACAUGCGAUUCAUCCUAAGCCCAGCAAAUAUUAGACACAUGAAUCGUGUUUUCCCUGUUCAAAAGAAUUGUAAUGCUUUGCUAGCGAGUGAUGAAGUUAUUUCAGAGAGUUGUGAAAAGCUCAUAUCCACAGUUGUCAAAGGCACGACUGUUGAUAGUGGAUGUAUCAGAGGGGAUAAAUGCGUUUUUGCCCAUUGUGAAGAGGAGCUUCAGCAAACAAUGCAAGGAGAACAUCUGAUUCAUGCUUCUGCAAUGAAACAACAAAGAAAAAUUUUUGUGGGAGGCCUCCCUCCGUCACUGGAUUCUGACUCACUGGGCAAGCUUUUUGAAGAAAGUUUUGGGUCAGUGGAAGAUGCUGUAGUUAUGGAAGAUGAAACCGGAAAACAGUCUCGAGGAUUUGGCUUCAUCACCUUUAAACAUGAGAAAUCUGUUUCAGCUGCCGUUGAUUCACACUAUGUUACCAUUGGGGGCAAGCAAGUUGAGAUCAAAAGCGCCAUCCCAAAAUGCCUAUUAUGCCCCGAGUUGCAGAAGCGAUCACCUGGACAAUCAGCUCGACAACUGGAACAAGAACAAAAUGAACAGUAUGAAUCACAUAUACAAACUCCUACUGAGAAGACUGCAACUGAUAUGCCCAACAAGAAGACUACAAAUGAAGGUGCAUCUGAGCGAUUGUCUUGGGUUGAUACGUUACUCAAUAUUGAUCCAAAGACAUGCUCAAAUGAAUUCGAAACGCACUUUAGCCGCAGCUCAGUAGAUAAAAGCAUCCCUAUAUGGUUGAGAACUUUCAAGAAGUGGCUUCCUCUCUUUCUAGAGAAGGUAUCAAAAAGGGAAGGAGAAUAUGCUCUCUCAUCUGUAAAGGCUGAUUUCAAGGCUGAGUGUGGGCUAGAACUAGAUCAUGCUUCUCUUGGCUACUCGAAGCUUAGUGAUUUUAUGAGAUCCUUGUCCGACCUUUGCCAUGUGAAAUAUGUAGACACAGGAAAGCGUGGACCUUCGAAUCACAUGAUACUUGAGCCUAAGCAUCCUACCAUACAUCGGCAACCGCUCGCAAAUUGCAGCCCACCUUCCCGUACUAUGUUGAUUGAUGACAAUGAAGAUUGCAAGUCUUCUAAUUCCAAAAGUCCUCAGGACCAUGUAUUAAUAUGUGAUGAAAAUGUUGAAUUCAUUGGUAGCAGCAUCAAAGAGAAUCUCCAUCUUGAGGUCCUUAAAGAGAAAUCAGUUCAGAAGGAUGCAUCACCCAGUGUGCCCUCUGGGUUUCUGCAAUUCUUGAAACCAGAUACCGUCUUUCCUGCUAACAAGUGGCUGCAUAACAAAGAGGCAAAUCUUGAUCAUCAUUAUAGUCACGUGAUUCUCGAGGCUCUUGCCAGAAGAAGAAACAAGUCAUCUUUCUUCACUCGUGAAUUUGAUUUCUAUAAAUGCUACAAGGAAAACGUUGUGCAGGGAAAGUGCUUUGGAUGCAACCAGCGGAAGAUUUUGUGGGCCAACUUUCCAUGCCAACACUUGCUAUGGUGUGCUGAUUGUAAAUUACAAGUAACAAGCUUAUCUGGCCAUUAUGAGCACAAAUGUGUGAUCUGUGAUAAGAAAGUAGAUAAAAUCGAUAUAGUCCCACUGUACACAUAUCAUCAGCCUAUCUGCCAUAUCUCCAGUGAUGAGUUUCCGCCUCUUGAUUCUGAUCAUUCACGAAGGAAGAAACAACCAGUAAGAUGGGUGGAUCUCCCUUCAGUCUUAAGUUUCUGUGCAACCAGAAGCUAAAAGUUGCAGGAUAAGAAGGAAUAAUAAUGUGUAUAUUGUGCAGCACAUACAAAGUAGAAGAGAUUGAAAGAGGAAAGAAGGAAUGGAUGGUGGCUGGGCGAAGCAGUUAUUCUGAUGGGGCACCACUGUGAUUGUAGAAACACCAACAAAAAAUUCAUACUCAAAAACUUUUGUUGUGCGAAAAUUAGAUGAAUGCCUGAGGUACCUUUCUACCAUUUUAUCACUUUUUUUUCUACGCGUGACAUUCUGAUUUUCCAGUCAAAGGAAUAUACAUGUGUUGAUAGACUGCGCUUAGCCAUACUGCAAGCUGGAAUUUUUGUUUCCCUUAGUUACAGAGACACUACAAUGGGAAUGAGAAACCCAUUUCGUUGC
Tripterygium wilfordii is the source of this 3751-nucleotide messenger RNA. RefSeq lists its product as uncharacterized. The transcript has 13 exons. The record is from RefSeq and is a predicted model, not a curated record. Bases 236 to 3379 code for a protein of 1047 amino acids. NCBI's taxonomy places the organism in Eukaryota, Viridiplantae, Streptophyta, Magnoliopsida, Celastrales, Celastraceae. Gene Ontology annotation, molecular function: RNA binding; chloroplast targeting sequence receptor activity; protein binding. Gene Ontology annotation, biological process: protein targeting to chloroplast. Gene Ontology annotation, cellular component: chloroplast outer membrane.